Messenger RNA from Fusarium falciforme, 963 nucleotides. RefSeq names its product SGL domain-containing protein. Gene Ontology annotation, molecular function: calcium ion binding; gluconolactonase activity. The record is from RefSeq and is a predicted model, not a curated record. Bases 1 to 963 code for a protein of 320 amino acids. NCBI's taxonomy places the organism in Eukaryota, Fungi, Ascomycota, Sordariomycetes, Hypocreales, Nectriaceae. Gene Ontology annotation, biological process: L-ascorbic acid biosynthetic process. The transcript has a single exon.
AUGGAAACGAACAACCUGCAACGAUGGAGCGUGACAGAGCCAUAUCUAAACCUUCAUUGUGAGCUCGGCGAGGGGCCGUAUUACGAAAGAGCAACACAAAGCAUUCGAUUUGUAGAUAUCCUCAAAAAGCAGCUCCAUACGGUAUCUCUCGCUAAAGGCCCGGCCUCAGUCACCUCUAUUACGCUGAACGAAACCAUCAGUGUGACGGCGGACAUUGAAGGCUACGACCCCUCGGAUAAAGUUCUAGCUGGCCUCAAGUACGGCAUCGCUGUGCUAGACAGAAAAUAUGGCUCAUACGAGUAUCUCAGUCGCUUUGAGGAGACACCAAAUGCAAGGGUUAGAAGCAACGAUGGUGCGAUAGAUCCCAAUGGCAAGCUUUGGCUGGGAACGAUGACUGAUUUUGACUUGGGUCCCUUCCAGUCUGAAGGUAAGGUUCGCUAUGAUAGGGAUACUACGUCUCAGUCUGACAACAGCACAGGUGGCCUUUACAAGUUUGAUGGAUCCUUGCCAGCAAAGCCUGUCAUUUCCAAUCUCACUGUCCCUAACUCGAUAGGCUGGUCUCCAGACCACAAAAUCCUGUAUUAUACGCAUACCACAACACGGCAGGUUUUCGAAUUUGACUUCUCAGUGUCUGCUAGUACCAUUUCCAAUCAGCGCGUAUUCUACACCCAUGCUGGGCCUGGUUUUCCCGACGGGUUCCGUGUGGAUGUUGAUGGAAAUGUUUGGCAUGCAAUCUACGGCGAGGGCAAGGUCUUGAGAAUCUCACCUGAUGGAAAAGUCACUGGCGAAGUUCUCCUGCCUACUCUCAACAUUACAUGCGUCGAGUUUGUGGGGACAGAGAUGUUUGUGACAACAGCAGGAGACGACAGUGGAAAUUCUCGGAGCAGAGAGCUAGGCGGUGCACUAUUUCGAGUUAAUAUCGGCGCAGAGGGAAUGGAGCAUUUUCUCUUUAAGAUUACUUAA